This is a messenger RNA of Salvelinus sp. IW2-2015, 601 nucleotides long. Its product is annotated as potassium voltage-gated channel subfamily B member 1-like. NCBI's taxonomy places the organism in Eukaryota, Metazoa, Chordata, Actinopteri, Salmoniformes, Salmonidae. Gene Ontology annotation, molecular function: delayed rectifier potassium channel activity; protein binding. Gene Ontology annotation, biological process: protein homooligomerization; potassium ion transmembrane transport. The record is from RefSeq and is a predicted model, not a curated record. Gene Ontology annotation, cellular component: membrane; voltage-gated potassium channel complex.
UCGGUGGAACUCUCGUUAGUUUAAAAUGGAGAAAUCCUCAACGGGAUUGAAUAAGAAUGGCUCGCGAUCGACCGCAUCGCUACCCCCGGAACCGGCGGACAUAAUCCACAGCAAGUCAUGCUACCGCCGGGUAAGGCUCAACGUUGGGGGUCUUCCACAUGAGGUCCUCUGGAGAACGUUGGAUAGAUUACCACGCACCCGGUUAGGGAAACUACGAGACUGCAACGCCCACGACUCACUCAUGGAGGUAUGUGACGACUACAACUUGGACGAGAACGAGUACUUUUUCGACCGGCACCCAGGGGCGUUCACGUCCAUUUUGAACUUCUACCGGACCGGUAAGCUCCACAUGAUGGAGGAGAUGUGCGCCCUGUCGUUUAGUCAGGAGCUGGACUACUGGGGCAUAGAUGAGAUCUACCUGGAGUCCUGCUGCCAGGCCAGGUACCACCAGAAGAAAGAACAGAUGAACGAGGAGCUCAAAAGAGAGCAAGACACCUUGAACGACAGAGAGGGAGAAGAGUUCGACAACACGUGUUGUGCUGAGAAACGAAAGAAACUCUGGGACCUUCUGGAAAAGCCCAGUUCGUCUGUCGCAGCCAAG